AUGAAUUUGGAACAAAAAUAUGUCUAUACUUUGUGGACGUUCAUCUCUAGUAUUGGAGGGUCUAUAGGUGUUUGGUUAGGUCUAUCAGCUCUAAGCUUAAUUCAACUUAUUACUUUCUUAACUGAGAAGACUGCUGUUAAAGUUAAUGAAAAGAUAAAGAAAGAUAAGGUUACAACGCCUCAUAAAGUAUCGAGCAUUCAACAACCAAACAAAAAAUACUCGACUGAUAGUGCGAGGGAGAAUGAAAAGAAGAUUUCGAUGAAUCCGUUUGGUGGACCGGUUGCCGUUAAUGUAUUCGAAAGUCCGUUUCCUAAAGCUCAAGGAGGAGGAAAAUAUCCUCCACCAAGUUAUGAACCUGAUCAACAGCAUCGCCAAUCAUAUCAUUAA
Molecule: messenger RNA, 387 nt
Organism: Meloidogyne enterolobii
Lineage: Eukaryota; Metazoa; Nematoda; Chromadorea; Rhabditida; Meloidogynidae
Source: the annotation of a GenBank genome assembly